Molecule: messenger RNA, 3122 nt
Organism: Cloeon dipterum
Lineage: Eukaryota; Metazoa; Arthropoda; Insecta; Ephemeroptera; Baetidae
Gene: CycT
Product: Cyclin T
Exons: 10
Coding region: 145-2523 (792 amino acids)
Biological process (GO): regulation of transcription by RNA polymerase II; positive regulation of DNA-templated transcription, elongation
Cellular component (GO): cyclin/CDK positive transcription elongation factor complex; nucleus
Molecular function (GO): cyclin-dependent protein serine/threonine kinase activator activity
Source: RefSeq, a predicted model, not a curated record
AGUUCUCCGACUUGCCGCUUCAGAGAGGUAGCGCUGGAUGCGUCUUCCCUUGCUGUUUAACGUGUGUCAACUAAAUUCAUUCGACAUAUUAUUACAAAAAGCUAGUUCGAGAGUGCCUGGUGUGAAGAUUUCGGUCCGAGCAUCAUGGCUUCCUCCCUAGAAAGUGAGGACAAGAGGUGGCUCUUCACGAAAGAGCAUAUUCUGGAAUGCACGCCUUCCAGAAUUGCGGGAGUUCCUUACGAAAAGGAAUUAUCCUACCGGCAGCAAGCUGCCAAUUUCAUCCAGGACAUGGGUCAGCGCCUGAAAGUUACCCAGCUGUGCAUAAACACAGCCAUCACGUUUAUGCACCGUUUUUACAUGCACCACUCGUUCGUCAACUUCCCUCGGAACGGGUUGUGCUCCGCCUCCCUUUUCCUCGCCGCAAAAGUCGAGGAACAGCCACGUAAGAUGGAAUAUGUGAUCCAAGUGGCUGUUUACUGUCUGCUGAGAUCCGAGGUGAAAAUUGAUCUCAAGCAGGAGUCCUAUAACAAGGUGUUCGGACUUAUGGUGUACUAUGAAAGCACCUUGCUGCAGACUCUGGGAUUUGUUGUGGCUGUCGACCAUCCACACACAUACGUGGUGAAGCUGUGCCACCUCGUUCGAGCCAACAAGGAGUUGGCCCAGACUUCAUACUUCAUGGCGUCAAACAGCCUCCACCUGACGACGAUGUGUCUCCAGCAUCCGCCAUCAGUGGUUGCUUGUCUUUGUAUUCACUUGGCCUCCAAAUGGUCCAACUGGGAGAUACCAGUGUCUCACGAGGGCAACCCCUGGCACCACUACGUUGACCCCAAUGUCACUCCGGAGUUGAUGGAGAGUCUAACUACAGAGUUCCUCCACAUCAUUGACAAGUGCCCGUCCAGGCUCAAAAGGAUGAGCAAGGACAAGACGGAGGACAAUCUGAUGUUCGGUUCCCUUGAGGACUACGAAAAGAAGUCCGGAGACAACAGCUCGACUAGUGCCAGGCCCGAUGCCAAGUUCGACGACCAGCGGAGAGUGACCGACAAGCGCCCGCGAGAAGCUGCUGCUGGAAAGGAUCUGCAAGGGACCCGACCUUCUACUCCGAGCGGCGCUGUGACGUUGCCGUCUCACCACCACAACCAGCCUCGGAGGGAUGCGCCCGCUCAGAAGAGAGAUUUCGCUGGUGUGCCGAAGCCAGCAAGCGCCAUUCCCUCAGGCAGGCUAGAUGGCCAAAUGGCACGCAAUCGCGAUGAACUGUCGCAGUUGAUGCAGAGCCGGCCUCAUCACAACAUGAAACGGCCUCGCGAGGGCGUCAACGGCCCCAACGAUCCUAUGGUGCCGCAAGCCAAAAAGAGCAGGGAGGCAGUCCCACCCCCUCCAGAUUUUUCCAAACGCGGAGGUGUUGGUGAGUUCGACGCGUUGCGGAUGGGCAGCGUGAAGAAGCAGCCGGAGCCGCUGAUGAAGAUGCCGGCGCAACCCGCGCCUCAGCAGAAGCACUCGAUGCCCAAACCCACGAGCAGCCGAAAUCCUGAGCCAUCGCACCACGCUCACAAUCCUGACAAAGCCACGACGACGACGGUGGCGGCAGAGGCCAAGCGGUCGAGCGUGGAUUUCACUUUGAGCCACAUUUUCUCCCCCGAGGGUGGCAACCAAGAAGAAUCUUCCGUCCCGAACGAUGUCACUUUCAGCAUGGAGCCGCCUGCCGACGGCAGCCCUGAGGUUCCUGACCUCAUUGCGAUAAUCGCCGAUCAUUAUUCUUCGCCCGACACGCGAAAUAAAGAACUCGACCUAUCGUCGGUGGAAAUUCCUGAAGAGCGCCCUGAAAGCCAUAUUUUCGACUUGGCUCUCAGUGGUUGCUUACCCAAGAUCGUAGUCCCGUCCGUCCCACUCACGCCGGGCAAAGACACCUCGGCGCUGCCUGUGGAGAAGCUGCAAACUGAAAUGACGACCCUGCUGGGCGAGUCUUCAGCCAUUCCAUCUCCCAUUGCACCCGUCAAGGUAGAACACAAACCCAGCAUUUUCGACCCGAUUGACGAGCCUCCUUGUGCCACGCUUCCUGCGGAAGUCCUCGGCAGCACCGAGCGACACCACAAGAAGAGAAAGAAGGAGAAGCACGGCAAGAAAGACAAGGAGAGGAGUAAGGACGAAAGAAAACACAAACACAAGAAGAAGGACAAGUCGAAAGAGCGGCACAGAAGCGAGGAGUCGUCGGAGCCGUCGACGUCGGCGAUGCCAGCACCCCCGACCACGCCCCUCAAGAUGUCGAUUCCCAAGGACAAGCUCGAGUCUCCGUUGGGCAGCCUCAAAAUCAAAAUCCCGAAGGCCCGUGUGAAGGUGGAAGAGCCGAUCGCGGCGCCCGCGCAGCCGCCCACUGUGCUGCCCAUCAAAAUCAAAAUCGGCAAGGAACUGAUGACCGAGCGCAGUGUGUCCGGCUCGGACGUGAGGAAAUGCCAAGACGGCAACUCCCGAGGCCGCAGCCACAAGUCUAACGGGCACCAGGACGUGCGAAAGGCUGUGGACCAAUAAUCCAGCUUCGUGUCAACAGACUUCCCAUGUGCAACAUCGGACUCCUUCUUAUGAAGCUCGUUUAAAAAAAAUAUUAUUUUGCAAGACUUGCUAUCGCUGCAGAAAGUUUGUUUGCUAUUUUUUCUCUUCAACACGUGAAAAAGUUAUUUUUUUACUCCGCUAUGCAAGCUUUCGUGUGCAUCCUAGAAAAACAAUUGUGGGAUUCAGAAGUGUUCCAAGUUUCAGCUAGCCGGUGUUAACCGGCAUGCUUCAGCCGGAUUUUUCAAAUUUUUGCAAUUGCUCUGGAACCUGGAAACCCCUGUGUAUAUAUUAUCAUUUUCGCCUUUUACGUAAUUUGCCUGUUACAACCGUUUAAACCGGUUUUAACCGCUGUCGUGUAAUUUUCCGAAAAAAGCCGGCAUUGUGCGAACACUGGGGUUCAUUGAAUCUACCACCAGCAGCUUUCCUUCCGUGUGCGCGGAAUUAAUUUUAAAUAUUAUGUAUAAAUCACUCGCCAUCGCUUUUUCCAAGAGAACGCAAGACAAUCGUUCAAUGCGAAACUGUUUUUCUUCCAACUCUCUCAUUUCGUAUUUUAGGAUUUCUUUCGGCAAACACGCCAA